Molecule: messenger RNA, 1018 nt
Organism: Cajanus cajan (pigeon pea)
Lineage: Eukaryota; Viridiplantae; Streptophyta; Magnoliopsida; Fabales; Fabaceae
Biological process (GO): double-strand break repair via homologous recombination; response to ionizing radiation; mitotic G2/M transition checkpoint
Cellular component (GO): SOSS complex
Molecular function (GO): DNA binding
Source: RefSeq, a predicted model, not a curated record
UUAUUAUAAUUUCUAUUCAUUUCUCUCCAUCUCUUACUUUUCUUUUCAUCUCUAUGCAACCCUAUUCUUUUUAUCCUCUGGACAAUCUUUAGCUCUCAAAACGAGCUAAGCAAAACUACUUUUAUAACCAGAAAAACCUUUGAGCCAUAAAUUUCAAUACGAUCGAACAUUUCUGAACCACUGAAGAAUAUCUGAUUCUGUGGAAAAAGCUUCUCAGUCUUUCAAGGAGAUAAACAACAAUGGGUUCACUGAGCAAGUUUCAUGGUCAAAAUGCCUUGAGGGAGAGGGCAAGAAAAUUGGAUCAGGGUAUCCUGAUUAUAAGGUUAUUGAAGGAAUGAGUGACAGCAUGAUUCUUCUCAAAAACAUUGUGCCUGCAGCUCAGAACAACAUAGACACUAAAUUCAUCCUUUUGGACAAAGGGAAAACCAUAGUAGAAGGGCAUAACAAGAUGUGCUUGGCCCUUGUGGCUGAUAAAACUGCAGCAGUUCAUUUUCAGUUUUGGGGAGAUGAGUGUGAUGCAUUUGAUUCAGGUGACAUAAUUUGUCUUACCAAUGGCAUAUUUUCAUACCAGCACAAGAACCUUGUACUGCGGGCAGGGAAGAGAGGGAAGCUAGUGAAGGUGGGGGAGUUUACUAUGGCCUAUGUUGAGACACCAAAUAUGAGUGAGAUUCAUUGGAUUCCUGACCCAAACAAUUCUAAGAAAUAUGUUCAAGAAUAUGUAAUAUCUCUUGUGUCGCGCAUUUUCCCUCCUCUUCCUUCUGAUAUGUAAAAGGUUUGUUCAAGAAUAUGAACCCAUGUUUAAGCAUUUUUUUUUCACGGUUCCAAAAGAAGGACCGUUUUGUUUUCUCUUUUCUGUUUUGUCCUUGUUGUAAUAUGGGGUUAAGUUCAUGUGCAAUAAACUAUUUAUUGAUUUAUGUAAAUACAUAAUGGUACACCUUGUCACAUCACUUUGGUUUCAUUGUUCUGAAGCCUUAUUUGAUACCUUGUUAUGUACCUAGAGAUGAUUUGUAAAUUUUAA